Messenger RNA from Pantherophis guttatus, 6427 nucleotides. Lineage: Eukaryota; Metazoa; Chordata; Lepidosauria; Squamata; Colubridae. The record is from RefSeq and is a predicted model, not a curated record.
GAGAGAAGAGCCCAGAGAGGGAAGGGGUGAAGGAUCCAAAAGUCACUGUGAGCUGAGUUCUCCUGGAGGUAUCUCCAAUUCUAAGUUUGCUUUGCAAGAGAGAUCGGAAGCAGCUUUUUUCUGUCUCUCCCAAUUCCCUGCUUGCGGCUUCUUGGAAGAUCAGAAAGAAAGAAAAGAAAGGGGGAGUUCUAAAGAACGUGAAAGUUGGAGCUGACAGUUGCCAGAUCCAACAGUGACGUAAGCUGCAAGCUCAACUCGCUCGCUUGCUUGCUGGGGACAAAGUUUCUCUCACUCAUCUUAGAAACAUGGCCAGCUGUGUGUAGCACCUCCGGCAGGUACAAGAUCACAGACCGUGACCCACAAUGUGGAGGGCCCUAUUUUCCGCUUUGUACCUGCUGGGCGUUUUCCUUGAGAGCUGCAGAGGACGGAAGCUGCCAGCCUUUCAAGAAGGGGAGAAGUGUCCGCUACUGAAGAAAGAAAGUCUCCGGCUGGACCACAGCAGUGAUGAAUUCGUAAAUAUAACUGGAUUUAAUCUAAUCAAGAGGUUUGGUCUUCUGAAGACCUCAUCGGUUAAGAAAAUACGCAAUCCCAAAGGUCCGAUGAUCCUCCGAUUAGGCAACAGUUCCUUGGUUCAUUCGGCGAAACAGCUGUUCCCCCGGGGUUUGCCCGAUGAAUUCACUUUGAUCAUCACUCUACUCUUGAAGAAGCAGACUACCAAAGAGAACUGGUAUCUCUUCCAGAUCACUGACCCUCAGGGAUACCCCCAGUUCCCUUACAAAGACAGCCCUGUGACAAAACAGCUGUUCCCCCGGGGUUUGCCCGAUGAAUUCACUUUGAUCAUCACUCUACUCUUGAAGAAGCAGACUACCAAAGAGAACUGGUAUCUCUUCCAGAUCACUGACCCUCAGGGAUACCCCCAGCUCUCCCUGGGGAUCAACAGCAAAGAGCGGAGUCUGGAGUUCCAGGCCAAGGACCAUCACGGGGAAGCGAUUGGCGUAGUCUUUGCUGGCAAAGGCAUCACCUCCCUUUUUGACUUGAAGUGGCACAAAAUGGCAGUCAGCAUUCAAAGCCAGGUGAUCUCGGUCCAUGUCGACUGCAGUUACAUCUCAUCAAAGCCUCUGCAGCUGCGCCAGCGGUUGGUCAGCGAAGGCAACGCAUUCGUGGGGCUGGAGGCAGUGCAUGGGACUCCGGUGAUGUUUGACAUUCAGCAGCUGCACAUCUACUGUGACCCAGCCAUGGCAAUGCAUGAGGGAUGUUGUGAGAUCUCCGACAAUGGGUGUUUUCCGGAAGCCUCCAAAACACGUCGGGAUGUAGAAGUUAUGGAGAACAAUGAAUUGAUUGAGAUCAAUCCCCAAACAGAAGGCAAAGUUUACACACGCUGCUUCUGCCUAGAAGAACCUCAAAACAAGCAGGAGGUGAGAGCCUCUGGGAAGGUUACUAUGAAAGGAGAUCAAGGAGAAAAGUGUCCUCCAUGUGAGAAGGGGUCAUCAUAUGCAAAUGCUACCUUGGGUCCUCCUGGUUUGAAGGGUGGGAAAGGCGAACGGGGAUCUCCAGGAAUCUAUGGAUCCAAAGGAGAGAAAGGUGAUCGUGGUGCUGACUGUGUCCGGAUCUCACCUGAGGCUCCAUUACAGUGUGCCGAAGGCCCAAAAGGGGAGAAGGGAGACACAGGAGGAAAGGGGCUUCAAGGAUUGACCGGAGCUCACGGGCAGAAAGGCCAGAAGGGUGAGAAAGGUGACUUUGGACUUCACGGGAAACCAGGUGCCCCUGGGCGAGAUGGCCGACCUGGAGAGCUGUGUUUGGUAGGGCCUAAAGGCCAAAAGGGUGAUCCAGGUUUUGUCGGCCCCGAAGGGCUUGCUGGAGAACCGGGACCUCCAGGGUUGCCAGGCCCAUCUGGAAUUGGCCUUCCAGGGAAACCAGGUGAUCCUGGUGGCCCCCCAGGUUUGCCAGGAGAAAAGGGGAGUUCAGGAUCUCCAGGGGACAGUGGAUCUCCUGGGAAGCCAGGCAAACCAGGGACCCCAGGCCUGAAAGGUGAAAAGGGUGAUCCAUGUGAAGUUUGCCCCAUUAUUACUGAUGAAAAUCAAAUCGGCAUCCCUGGGCACCCAGGAGCCAAGGGGGAACCUGGACCACCUGGAAAACCGGGCAAAUCAGACAAACCUGGGCUUCCAGGAGUUAAAGGCAACAGGGGGGACCCUGGGAUUAAUGGCAUUAAAGGAGAAAAGGGUGAAUCAUGUUUGUCAUGCAUCGCCCUCAUGUCUCAAUUGCAAAAUAGGUCUGAAGGAAGCAAUUCAUUUGGACUUCCUGGGCUUCCCGGCACACCUGGCCCUCCUGGAAUGGCUGGAUUCAAAGGAGAAAAGGGAGAUGCUGGACCUUUUGGACCUAUGGGCAAACCUGGAAUCCAGGGAAAUAAAGGGGACACUGGAGGUCCAGGAGUCAAAGGCGAGAAGGGAGAAUCGUGCAUGUCCUGCUCUUCUCUGGAAGGUGGACCGGUUACAGUGAGUGUUCCUGGACCCCAGGGUGAAAAGGGUGAACCGGGUCUCCCUGGGUUCGGACUUCCCGGGAAACAAGGAAUAGCUGGAGAAUCUGGACUAAAAGGGCAGAAGGGUGAUGCAGGAAAUCCAGGUGAUCCGGGCAUACCUGGUGAAGCAGGUUUACAUGGCCUUUCUGGUGAGCCUGGCAUCAGAGGACCAGCAGGGGUGAAAGGUGAAAAGGGAGCUGCUUGUGAGUCAUGUCCCAUGAUCAACCCAGAAUAUGGAGCAAUUGGUAUCCCAGGCACACCUGGUCAAAAAGGGGAUCCUGGUCUCCCAGGUGUGGGUCAGCCAGGCAAACCCGGGAAACCAGGACUUCCAGGUAUCCAGGGGCCUCCUGGCCUGAAGGGGUUGCAGGGGGAACCAGGUACCUCUGGCAUAGGAAUCCAAGGGCCAGAAGGAGAACCUGGGCAGAAAGGUUUACCAGGAAAUCCAGGGCCUCCAGGACCUCGUGGUCCAGUAGGAAAUGCUGGAAUAAAAGGUGCAAAGGGCUCAUCAGGUGUUAAAGGUGCCAUUGGUUCUCCUGGGCUUCCAGGUCCAUCCAUUCCAGGCCCACAGGGUCCAGAAGGCCAACGGGGCCUCCCCGGAGUUCCUGGUUCCAAUGGUUUAAUGGGUGAAAAAGGUGCCAAAGGCGAGAAGGGAGAUUCUGGUGAAUGCACCUGCCAGCCUGGCCCUCGGAUGGACACAAACCAUGGACUUCCGGGCGCUCCGGGACUGUGGAUCGGGAACCCCUGGCAGCCUCAGCCGGGCCCUCAGGGACCUCCAGGUGCUCCAGGACCUCCAGGCCCACCGGGAGCCCCUGGAAUUCAGGGCAUCCCAGGAAUUAAUGGCUCGCCGGGACUACUUGGGCCAUCAAAGGAAACGGAUCCACAAUCAGCAGAGGCCCCUCGUAUACAACAGGAACAUAUAUGUGGAGACUGCAGCUCCCAAAGCUCUAAUGGGAUAAAAGGAGAAAAGGGAGAUCAGGGACAACCUGGAGCUCCAGGAAUAGAUAAUUGUGCACAGUGCCACCCACCUGAUUUCCCUGCAGAACAGCCCCAGCCUGAUAACAAUGAUCCCAAUUGUGCUGGAGGACAUCCUGGAAGUCCUGGCUAUCCUGGACAGAGGGGUGAGCAGGGUCCACCAGGCUCACGAGGUUCUCCAGGCCCUCCUGGACCAACUGGCCCCCCAGGUUUUCCGGGAAUGACUGGCCCACCUGGAUUACCUGGACUCCAGGGUGAACGUGGGACAGCUGGAUUCCCUGGAUCCAAGGGAGAACCAGGUCCUCCAGGUCAGCCUGGAUAUCCUGGAUCAGUAGGACCCCCUGGACUCCCUGGUGCCAAAGGGGAACGAGGCUAUGUUGGACCCUCAGGCGAGAAAGGAGAAUCGGGACCCCCUGGCAUAGAUGGACCUAUAGGACCCAUAGGACCCUCGGGUCCCAGAGGGGAACGGGGAUUGCCAGGCAACUCAGGAGAAAAAGGAGACCAGGGUUUUCAAGGCCAGCCCGGUUUUCCAGGGGCACCGGGUCCUCCAGGUUUUCCAGGAAAAGCAGGACCUCCUGGACCUCAAGGACCCCCAGCUGAAAAGGGCAGUGAAGGGAUGCGUGGGGCUCCUGGCAUGGCUGGUUCCCCCGGACCUCCAGGACAACCUGGACUACAAGGUCCACCUGGCCUGGAGGGACAAGAUGGAAAAGAUGGAAAACCAGGGUCCCGGGGUGACUCAGGACCUCCAGGACCUCCAGGAAUGAUGGGACCACCAGGAUUCAAAGGGAAAACGGGUCAUCCUGGCCUGCCAGGACAGAAGGGUGAUUGUGGGAAACCAGGACCUCCUGGAAAUUCGGGCCGGACUGGAGCUGAGGGAGAGCCAGGUCCCGUGGGACCUCAAGGUAGACCAGGCCCUCCUGGACAUGUCGGUCCACCUGGAAGCCCUGGCCAGCCUGGUCCUUCAGGGCUUGCUGGAGUUGGUCAGAAGGGUGAACGGGGAUCCACUGGAGAAAGAGGUCUCAGUGGGCUCCCAGGCCAGCCAGGAACACCGGGUCAUCCAGGUCCACCGGGUGAGCCAGGCUUGGAUGGACUGGGAGGCAAAGAGGGAUCUCCUGGAAAACCAGGUUCUCCUGGUCCUUCUGGACAGAAAGGGGACCAUGGCACUCCAGGACAGAUGGGUCACCCUGGAGAGAAAGGCAGAGCAGGGAUGCCAGGAGGCCCAGGAAAAAGUGGUGAAAUGGGCCCCAUGGGACCACGUGGGACCCCCGGGGAAAGAGGACAUCCUGGCUCACCUGGCCCUGCUGGGAACCCUGGGAACCCAGGAUUGCCGGGGACGACGGGAGAUGCCAUCAGCUAUGACCAGAUCAGGAUGUUCAUCAGAGAGGAGUUCCAAAAAAUGUUUGAUGAACGGAUUCAGUACUACGCUUCCCGACUGUCCACGCCACACUUGGAAGUCCUUUCCCAGCCAGGGAGACCAGGAUCACCUGGGAAAGAUGGAACGCCAGGACGGCCAGGUCCUCCUGGUUCUCCAGGAUUGCCUGGACAAAUUGGAAGGGAAGGCCGGCAAGGUGUGCCCGGCAUGAGAGGUGAGCCGGGAAUCAAAGGAGAAAAAGGAGACAAAGGGACUGGAAUCAUGGGGGAGACUGGAGCACCAGGCCCUCCAGGCAUGCAGGGGCCUCCAGGUUAUGGGAAAAUGGGUCUUCCAGGGCCUAUGGGGCAGCAAGGUAUUCCAGGCAUCCCGGGGCCACCAGGAAUCACAGGCCCUCCUGGGAAAGUCGGUCACUGCAAUCCUUCAGACUGUUUUGGCAUGAUGCCCAUGGAACAGCCCAUGUACCAGCCCAAAAACAUGAAGGGGCCUAUGGGCUAAAGCAUCUUCUCCUUUCCCUCCCCACAAAGGACUCCAUUUGGAAUAGCCAAAGAUCAAGUCUUCCAUCAUGACUAGCUGUGAUGAUGCUUUUAUUGUUGUUAAUAUUUUGACUAUAUUUUUCUCCAGUGGAGUUCAACUUCUUAUCAUGAUGGCAUUUUGUUUUUUUUUUUAAAAAGAACUACCAGGAUAUCUGUGUCUGUCUGUGUGUGAGAGAGAGAGAGAGAGGGAGAAAAGAUUUCUGUGUGUGAAUGUCUCCAUAUUCUGACUGAUUUUUACCCAUGGUCAGCAAAAAUGUAUUCAAGACAAAACUUCAGUUUUCCUCGGCUGAUGAGAAGAUCCCGCUCAUUAGAUGUUAUUAUUUCCACAAUGUAGACAGAAUCUGUUGAAAAAUUUAAGAAAAUAUGCAAAGGGGAGAUGACAAAAGGGGAAUGCUGUGGUUUAAUUUCAACUUUGAUUGGAUUUUCCCUUUUAGCAUGAGUUACAAUGGAUAUCUGGAAGGCAAGAGAUAAACAAUUCUAAAAUGCAAUUGAUAGAACAAAAAUUGCCUCCGUAUGGAAUCACACCAGCACAGUCAUCGCAAAUCAAGAAGUUGUCACCUAUCACAUCUAGAAAGCACACUUCGAGAAAGGCUGACCUACCUAGUAUUUACACACCUCUUCUUGGAGCAAAUUGCACAAAUAAAUCCAGCAGAAUUUACUUCUAGUAGAUAUACGUGAAACUGUGCAGGGAAAAAGUGUGACUUCAUAGCUCAGACAUUUCCCCCCUUAAUUGAAAUGAAAAAGUGGAAACAAAAAUUAAAGUAUUAAAAGUUCUGUUGUGUCUUUGGAGGGGAGGGAAUUGAAAGAACUUCUGAAACUUAAAACAAGUUGUGUGGUAUUUAGAAUGUAUGAAUGGGAAUAUCAUCUUACGGUGUAAUUACUUUUCCAGAUGUCCAACAUUCUGUUUUCUUCCUGUUGUACGAAAUGUGUGGGACCAUGUACCUUCUGGAAUUAAUUAAUUUUUCUUGAAUGUUCCUGGUUUUGUUUGUUUUUUUCCCCUUGUUUUUAUAUCAAAUAUAUUGAGUUUCAUCCAAA